CGGCGGGCUGGCACCAAACGUUUUCCAUAAAAAAAAAUCUCUAACUUAAGGGAAACCAAUUGAUUUCCUCAUUUUUUUGACAAUUAAUUGAUUUCCUUUUAAUUGUAUAGUAAGAGACUCGAAAGUGGAGACCUCGGCUGCAACCAAACCCUCGCGAUGUCCGGCGGUCGAUGCGGCGGCGGGCCUCCCGGCAACGGCAACAACCCCGGUCCAGGGGGUGGUUGGGAGACUAUUGAGAAUAAGAAGAAAUCAGGGCAGACAUCUGGGAGGGGACAAUGGGCGCCACGGACUUCAUCCUCCAAUGCUCCACCCGCUACAGCACGGCAAGCUUGGAAUGGCAAUGGGUCUUCGCGUCCUUCAGGAAAUAAUUGGGCUCAACCUUGUGGUCGUGGGCCUGCUGCCAGAGGCAAUCCCAGGGCAUCAUCACAAGCAAGGUCUACAGAACCAGGAUUGCAAGCGCCAAACCCACCUCUGCUAAAUGGUUGGCAGUGGGCAUCAAGGCCUCGCCCAUCUCGUCCUGAAAGCAACAACGAUGAUGUUGCUUCCUCUUGUUUCGACCCUGAGAUGGAUGAUCCUCAAGUCGAGGACUCGUCAGAUGAUGAUGAUCUUAAUGAUGAUGAUGGUGACAUGAGCGAUGACUAUGAUUCCGAUGCAUCGGAGAAAAGUUUCGAAACCCGAAAAACAAACAAGUGGUUCAAAAGUUUUUUUCAGGAGACCGAUACCUUAAGUGUGGAUCAGAUACAUGAGCGACAGUCGCAUUGUCCGGCAUGCCAAAAUGGACCAGGAGCAAUUGCCUGGUUCAAAGGGCUGGAAUCUUUGGUCAGACAUGCUAGAACAAUGGGUUCUAGGAGGGUUAAGCUCCACAGGGAAUUGGCUGCAUUGCUGGAAGAGGAGAUGUCUCGCAGGGGAUCUUCUGUGGUACAGCCCGGCGAGCACUUUGGGAAAUGGAACGGAUUGGCAGAAAGCACCGACCGGCAGAUAGUAUGGCCACCAAUGGUGAUUGUGAUGAACACAAGACUGGAAAAGGGUGAAGAUGAUAAGUGGUUAGGCAUGGGCAACCAAGAGCUGCUCGGAUAUUUCAGUGAUUAUGCUGUGACCAAAGCACGCCAUGCAUACGGUCCUCUUGGGCACCGUGGCAUGAGUGUGCUAAUAUUUGAAAGCUCUGCCGUGGGCUAUAUGGAGGCAGAACGUCUGCAUAGGCUCUUUGUUCAUCAAGGAACAGACAGGGACACAUGGAACAAACGCAGGGUUCCUUUCUUGCCUGGUGGCAAAAGACAAUUAUAUGGUUUCCUAGCCUUAAAGGAAGACAUGGAGGAUUUCAAUAAGCACCACCCAGGGAAAAACCGCCUGAAAUAUGAGAUGAGAUCUCAUAAUGAGAUGGUAGUGGCCCAGCUGAAACAAAUGAGUGAAGAUAGUCAAGAACGGAAUUAUCUCAAGAACAAGGUGGUUAAGACAAAGCAACACUCUAAAGCUGUAGAAGAAAGCCUGGGUUUUGUUGCCCAGAAACAUCGAGAGUCUAUACAAGAGAAUAUAUUUGUCAGGCGUAAAGCCAAGGAAAAACACGAUGAGUAUGAGGAGGAGAUGAAAUCCCAGGAUCAAUUCUUCCAUGAUCAGAUAGAAAGCAUGCGCAGGGCCAUGGAGGAAAAGGAACGUGAGUUUGAGAGGUUGCUGCAGGAGGAGCGUGCCAAGGCUAGACAGUGUCAUGUGGACGAUUCUGGGACCACCGAAAAUCGCAGGCUAAGGAAGGAACAGGUACAACGGUUCAUCGACUGCCAGGUUAAGGACGUGCAGGAGUUCGAGGCUGAAAGAGACGAACUGAUAAAAGCACACGAGGAGAAGAAGGUGCAGCUCAAGAAAGAGUACAUGACAAAGGAGAUGGAGCUCGAGGAGGAGUUUGAUGCCGCUCUUACCGGUCUGAUGGAGAAACACAGGCCCGGCACCUUCCAGGCCCCCAAUGGCUCUUGAAGAUCACAGUACAUAGGUUUUCGAUCCGGUUUCCCUUAUAAACUGGAUCACUCUCCUGGCAUACUGGCUGGUUAGGAAACCUCGACUUGAUUAGGGAAACUGAGCCUGCAGGAGUGUAUGUAUCACCACCCAUCUAACGGCUUUCCUGCUUUGCCUCGGGUAGCCAACGUCGAAUGGAAAUCCGUUCUAGGACUUCAGGUGUAUGCAAGAUUAGGAAACCUCAACUUGAUUGGACCUGUCAUCUUGCUCUGCUUUAGAAUUUCAGAUAGAAUGUAUCCAAAUUAUCGUGUCAUCUUUUCAGAAUUUCAAAUGGUUCCUCUGCUGGUGUCAUUGCCAGAGAGAAGAGUUCGAGCUCUUUUCAAAAGACAUGAUGAGAAAAGUCAUUGGUGAAAAGCUGAGUUGCUUUGAGGUUUAUA
Triticum aestivum (bread wheat) is the source of this 2381-nucleotide messenger RNA. Its product is annotated as protein SUPPRESSOR OF GENE SILENCING 3 homolog. The record is from RefSeq and is a predicted model, not a curated record. Gene Ontology annotation, biological process: defense response to virus; regulatory ncRNA-mediated gene silencing. Bases 157 to 1965 code for a protein of 602 amino acids. The transcript is spliced from 6 exons. NCBI's taxonomy places the organism in Eukaryota, Viridiplantae, Streptophyta, Magnoliopsida, Poales, Poaceae.